Molecule: messenger RNA, 2043 nt
Organism: Alternaria burnsii
Lineage: Eukaryota; Fungi; Ascomycota; Dothideomycetes; Pleosporales; Pleosporaceae
Exons: 2
Coding region: 1-2043 (680 amino acids)
Biological process (GO): regulation of DNA-templated transcription; DNA-templated transcription
Molecular function (GO): DNA binding; DNA-binding transcription factor activity, RNA polymerase II-specific; zinc ion binding
Source: RefSeq, a predicted model, not a curated record
AUGAGCGAAACGGGCAUCAAGACGUCGCAGCGCGUGUCGCGCUCGUGUGUCGAGUGUAGUCGUCGGAAAAUUCGAUGCGACAAGAAGAGCCCCUGCAACCCCUGCGUGCGCCGCAAUGCCGGGAAUUCCUGCCGUCGGCCGAUCGUGCGCGUCAGGGGACAGCUUACCGUCUACGCCGAUUCGGAUGCGGGAAGCGCAGAAGACGUCCAACUCGAGGAUUUGCUGCGCGAACGAGGCGCUUUGCGGGCACAGAUUGCUGAGCUUGAGACUGCCCUUGCAUUGUCGAAGCCGUGUGCACAUAGCCGUACCAGCGAAUCCACUGAUUACUCGGCACCGUCGGCAUCACUCGAAGACUUGGUCCCGGCCUUUGAGCAGUUCGACAUCGGUAUCACGACCAAUGGCCCACGCGAAGGUGGCGAGAAGGAUCUUAUAGAUAGCCUGUAUGAGCCUGCUGCGGAUCCGAUCUAUCUGUUGCUUCCUAGUAAAGACGCUAGCGUACAACUCGUUACCUUCUCUCUACACAGACUUGGCUGGCUGCACUGCGCUGUUGAUGCCGAUGUAUUCUUUGGAGAACACGAAGACUUUUGGCAAAGAACGCAACUGGGAACCGGCAUCGAACGCGAACGAAGACCAUGGCUGGUCGUCUAUCUUGCAGUUCUGGCUGUGGGUAUACUCUAUUCCGAUCCGGAGGAAAUCCCCGACGUCACCCAACUUCCCCAACUUGGCAUGCCCUUGGCCGAUCCCGUCUCUAUCGCAGUUCACACAUCACGCCUCUGGUAUGAGGCGGCGCUAAAGGAGCUGGAAAGAUAUGGAUUUGCAGGUUCACCGUCGCUCCCCGUGGUUCAGGCUCUCUCAGUACUAACCUUGUGUCAUUCUAAUUUCGGAGAACAUCAGCGAGAGUGGCUGAUUACUGGGUUUGCAACCAAUAUGGCACGGUGUCUUGAUAUGCACAAGCUUGGCAACGAAGUCAACAUUUCCAGGGAUCUCUGCCGAAGACCGGAGUGGUCGACCCCUUCUCAGCGAGAGCUAGGGCGUCGGCUAUGGUGGGCUUGUGUCAUUCGGGACUGGCUCGCAAGUUGGUCACGACCCCCUUCGAUCUCGCCCGCCAGUUUUUGCUGUCAUGUCUCGACCAUCAGCAGGCAAGAUGAUUACAUACUGCCUAGAGGUCUCAUGACUGAUAGUCCCGCCUCCUACAAAUUGAACACCUUGGCUCCCCCUUCUCCGGCGCACUACCACUCGAUCAUGUGCCGUGUUUCUUACAUCAUCUAUCUGUACAUCAAAGCGAACACGCAUCAAACGAACUUGAAGUUCAUAAAAGCCAUAGAAGAGGUUGAGACUGUCCGGCGAGAUCUGCCUCUGCACUUAUCGCCAAGUUUUCCGGCCAACGAAGAUGAUAGAAUUUGGGAAUCGCAGCACCCCUGGAUACCUUUCCAGAGGUAUCUGAUUCAUUACGUUCUUGAUUUCAUAACGCUGACGAUAGCGCGUGUGUUAAUCCCGAAAGAUGCAGAGGAUGAUCCAACAAACUCCAGACACCUAGCUCUCCAAUCGGCCAACCGAAUUCUGAAUUAUUACGCGGCACCUGCACCUAGAGUGUACAGACUAGUAUGGGUUGUGUCUGCCUCGACGGUCGCGUCCGCUAUCUAUGUCUCGUUGGACAUGCUUGCAAAUCCCCAUGAUUACCGUGGCGAUGCUAAACUUCGAAUCAUCAACCUUCUAAGAAUGGCAUUCCUGGAGCUGAAGAAGCACUCAGAGGUUGCCAUUCAUGCUGCAAAGGGUUCGGCUGUACUCGAAGGUCUUUUACCUGUACUACAGAGGCACGACACUGAGCUUCCUGGAAUACCGCAUACUAUCCAUGAACUACUUCAGCAACUAUCCAUGGCCGCCCAUAGCUCCAGCAAUGACUUGUCAAAUGCAGCACCUGCAAUGGACGGUUUUGCCCACCAUGGAAACUACGAAAACAUCGAUAUGUUCGAUGGAAUUGGCAACACUCUCCAGGAAACAUUCGGUUUUGAAGACUGGGACGAAGUGUUCGCACAGAUGUGA